AUGAUGGAGCGAAUGUGUUUCAUCGAUCGAACAAUGCAAAGCUUCCGAAUUCGAUUUGGUACUUGCGAAAGCGCCUGUUUUGAAACCAUCAUGGCCUGGAAUGAGAGCUUCUCAGCUGCUGAUGGAGGAGGAUGGGCUGGUGAUGCAUCUUUUGCAACGGCGCCUCCGAAAGAGGCGCAAUCAGCGAAAAUUGCCGAGAGAUUGCCCAUACCUGUAACAGUGGCUGACCUUCAUGACUCAGCAAAUGUCGAGGAGAAGUAUGAACUAGGAGAUUAUCCAUUUAGUACGGUGCUCACCAUAGGAGUUGUUAAAUCCGUGGCAGAACAGGAAAACACGACUAAUCAUGUUCUGGGAGAUCCCGAGGACAUGGACAAAGAAUUUGAAGUCCUCACAUAUAAUGGGGUCUCCGAUUCAGACAUGGGAGCAACAGUUUUUGUUGAGGGUACUAAAGUGUUGGUUGUUGGAAAACUGAGGUCGCUUUCUGAUCGGCAUGGAAUCAUGUCAUACAACAUCAGUGAGGUCGUUGAUGAGAAGGAAUACAAAGCUUUUACACUUGAAGCCAAAAUUGCGAAGCUAUACUUCCAAAAGAAUGUUCCCUCCCUCUUGCGUUCUGGAAUGGGUCAAAGCUUAGCAGGAUGUGCUGCUGGUCCACCUGCUGACGCCGGAGCUGCACCAGGAGCAAAAGAGAUGCCCGGAUUUUCCACUCAGUCACGCCUCUACGAUCAAGGUCCGUCUAUAAGCCGUGGACACAAUCUCGAUGGUCAGCGCGGAAAGAUUAUGGAUCUCCUUCAAAGGGAAAAGGACAAUUAUGAUUCCAUUGGCAUGUCAGAGAGCGAUAUUAAAAAGGCCAUAGCAGCUUCGAGUAUGGAUUCACUACGCAAAGAUCUCCAAUUUUUGGUUAAUGAAGGACACAUCUAUAACACAACAGAUGACGAACAUUACGCUCUUAUCGAUUAACUUUAAUACCUGAUCCUCACAAUUAUUACUUGUAUCAUACGUUUUCUUUGUAUUUUGUAAUGAAGGUUGCUUUGACU
Molecule: messenger RNA, 1034 nt
Organism: Cylicocyclus nassatus
Lineage: Eukaryota; Metazoa; Nematoda; Chromadorea; Rhabditida; Strongylidae
Source: the annotation of a GenBank genome assembly